AUGGAAACCCAGCAGACGGUACAGCCUUACGACUUGUCCCUCCACCAUGCCUGCCGACUCAAGAUGUAUUGCGAAGGCGGCCGCGAUGUGACCGAAGACCUAGCCGACCAUAUUGCCUUUGGCAAUGAAGGGUUCCAUGUGGCCAAGCUCGGCAACGUCCGCGAAGACAACGGCGAAUACCAAGCCCUCGUCUACUGGCUUGGCCUCGAUGAAGACGAAGCCUCAUGGGAGCCCGUUCGCUCCCUCAAUGAAGACAUCCCCAUCGUUUUCCGCCGCUGGGUUCACCAACAUGAAGACCAAGAAGAAGUGAAGAAAAUGGCCGCGGACCUCGAGAAAACCCUCGGACACUCCCUUUAG
Messenger RNA from Aphanomyces astaci, 357 nucleotides. RefSeq lists its product as hypothetical. The record is from RefSeq and is a predicted model, not a curated record. The transcript has a single exon. Lineage: Eukaryota; Oomycota; Saprolegniomycetes; Saprolegniales; Verrucalvaceae. The coding region runs from base 1 to 357 and encodes 118 amino acids.